GAUCAUAAAGAUUAUAGAAUGGAGAAUGAAAUUAAUUCUAAAAUUGUAAAGUUUCAAGAUCAACAAAAGAACAUUGUUGAUCAAAUUCCUGCUCUUUCACAUUUUGCACAAAUAAUCAGAAAAAAUAGUAUUUGUAAGAUGCAUGAAUUUGCUCAGCAAGCGGACAUGUACUUUAAAACAUAUCUCUAUAAUUUGGCUCAAAAAGAACAUGUUGGUACUCAUAGAGAAGAGAUUAAGCAAAAAAUAGAAGACAGAGAUAUAAUGAUUCAUGAUUUUUGA
Messenger RNA from Racocetra persica, 279 nucleotides. The record is from the annotation of a GenBank genome assembly. Lineage: Eukaryota; Fungi; Glomeromycota; Glomeromycetes; Diversisporales; Gigasporaceae.